Diaporthe citri is the source of this 960-nucleotide messenger RNA. RefSeq lists its product as uncharacterized. Bases 1 to 960 code for a protein of 319 amino acids. Gene Ontology annotation, molecular function: isomerase activity; carbohydrate binding. Gene Ontology annotation, biological process: carbohydrate metabolic process. The record is from RefSeq and is a predicted model, not a curated record. NCBI's taxonomy places the organism in Eukaryota, Fungi, Ascomycota, Sordariomycetes, Diaporthales, Diaporthaceae. The transcript has 3 exons.
AUGGUCGACCGUCCCAACAAGCCCUCGGCUCUGGCAGCCACGCCAUCACAGUCCCACGCUCAGCCCACCGUGACCAUCGACAACGGCCGCGUCAACGCUGCACUUCCCACUGGCGAGACCGUCGAGGUGCUGCUGCACGGCGCCACCGUCCUCAGCUGGAAGGACGCAAGCGGCAAUGAGAAGCUCUGGCUGAGCGAGGGCGCCGUGCUGGACGGCAGCAAGGCGGUCAGGGGAGGCAUUCCGCUCGUGUUCCCCGUCUUUGGCACCGCACCCGACCACGCAGCCACGUCCAAGCUGCCGCAGCACGGGUUCGCGCGCUCGUCGCGGUGGGAGUUCCUGGGCAAGUCGACCAGCGAGUCGGCCAGCAACUCGGCCGCCGAGGACCUCUCGGUCAAGCUCGACUUCGGGCUCAGCAGCUCCUCGCUCGACGCCGACACCAGGAAGCUGUGGCCCUACGAGUUCGACAUCAUCUACAGCGUCACCCUGGAGCGCGCCAGCCUUGCCACCGCGCUGGUCAUCACGAACAAGGACGACAAGCCCUGGGAGUUCCAGGUGCUGGCGCACACCUAUCUGAGGGUCAAGGAUAUCACCCAGGUCGCCGUCGAGGGCCUCGACGCCUCGGAGUAUGUCGACAAGGUUGACUCCCUGAAGACCAAGACACAGUCGUCCAACGUCACCAUCACCGGCGAGACAGAUCGCGUCUACACGCCGGCCAAGGGGCCCCGCGAGCCAGUCAAGGUCAUCGAGGGCGGCAAGCCCGUCUACUCGGUCGUCCGUGACAAUCUGACCGACCUCGUGGUGUGGAACCCCUGGUCCGAGAAGGCCGCUGGGAUCGGCGACUUCGCGCCCAAGGACGGCUACAAGAACAUGAUCUGCGUCGAGGCGGGCAGCGUGAAGGGCUGGCAGACGCUGGAGGCCGGCGAUGCCUUCGAGGGCGCGCAGACGAUCUUGUCCCUGUGA